AUCAAGCAGUAUCCUCGUACAGUAAAGCAGUCACUGCGCAAAAAAGAUGAACGUCGAAAACAAAAAAGGGAUGCAUACAAAGAGCGCAAACAAGCUGAAAAGCAGGCACGAAAAGAUGAAAUUAGAGAAUUAAAGGCAUUGAAAAAGAGUGAAAUUGAAGAGAAGCUGCGUAAAUUGAGGAAAUUGGCUGGUGACGACAGCUUGCCGCUGAGUGUGGACGAUUUGGAAGCGGACUUCGAUCCUACUUCUUACGACAAACGCAUGGAUGAGAUUUUUAGUUCCCAGUAUUAUGGAAAAUCUGAAGCGGAGGAGAAACCUGUGUUUUCUGAUAUAACGGAAGAUUCCAGUGAAGAGCUAUUUGAUAUAAUCGAAGAUGCAUCACUUGAUAGACAAUCUGUUGUUUAUCCUCGCUCCAUUGUUCUUUGGAAAGGAAUUGUUUUGUCAUAUUUUUUCUUCGGCGUUUGGCUCAUAUAA
Gongylonema pulchrum is the source of this 474-nucleotide messenger RNA. The record is from the annotation of a GenBank genome assembly. NCBI's taxonomy places the organism in Eukaryota, Metazoa, Nematoda, Chromadorea, Rhabditida, Gongylonematidae.